Messenger RNA from Lethenteron reissneri (Far Eastern brook lamprey), 2726 nucleotides. RefSeq names its product E3 ubiquitin-protein ligase Mdm2-like. The record is from RefSeq and is a predicted model, not a curated record. Gene Ontology annotation, molecular function: ubiquitin protein ligase activity. NCBI's taxonomy places the organism in Eukaryota, Metazoa, Chordata, Hyperoartia, Petromyzontiformes, Petromyzontidae. Gene Ontology annotation, biological process: regulation of gene expression; cell cycle; negative regulation of apoptotic process.
UAGCCGCUGCAACCCUCUUCAGUCUUCAGCGACGCAGCGGUCUGGCAGGUGGACGCAGGGAACGCGUCGGAAACCGAGUGGAAGGCUGGAGCUCUCACCUGCACAGGCGAUGCCCAACCAUUGCCGUGACCUUGAGGAGAACCCGGCACGGUCGUCUCGGAGGAAAUUAUCCGAUUCCGCGAUGGAGGCCGCCACUGCGCCCACCAACAAGCAGGCCCGCACGGCCGCUUGGGCCGCAUCUCAGCACGCGGCAACGGCGUCGUCGUCCUUGCCGGUGCCGCCGCCUCACCGGCCGCCGUCGCCGCAACCGCCGGCGCACCCCGGAGCCGGCGAGCCCCGGUUCGACUCCGGGUCGGACGCGGCGGGCCGAGAGUUCGACGAGGAGUACGAGGUGUCGUCCGUGCUGAGCGACGAGUACUACCUGCACGACGGGAUGGGCGACGGCGACGACGAUGAGGAGAGCCCCUGCGAGACGGAGUUUGUGGGUGCGGAUGCAGGAGGCCUCGGCUCUGCCGUGCUUCGUGCACACACGGCCUUUCCCAGCGGCAGCUGGCGUUGCAGCGAGUGCCUCAUCGUGAACCUGCUGUCCCACCGCUACUGCCUCUACUGCUGGUCCCCGCGGAGAGACUCGCAGAGAGACUCGGGCAUCUACCCGGGCAGUGACUCGGACGAGGAGGAGGACGACGAGGAGGUGGCAGCGGUGGCUCUGGCCGACGCCGAGGUGGGAGCGCAGGAGGAGGACGUGGAGGUGGUGGACGAAGAGGAGGACGAAGAAGGGGACGGAGAAGGGAACGGAGAAGACGCGACGGCCGUUGGACAUGGCGGCGGUGGGGUCAAAAUGGCUGCCAGGGUAGCUAAAAUGGCCGCCGCCGCUGCUGCUGCUGCAAAGCGCCGCGGAAAGCAGCAGCAGGAGGCUUCGACGGCGGUAGCGGCCGCCACCGAGGAGCGAGCGGUGGCCGGGCUGACGGAGACGUGCGUGAUCUGCCGCGUGCGCCGACGGGACGCGACGAUCGUGCACGGGGGAACGGGCCACUUGGUGUCGUGCUUCGCCUGUGCCCAGAGGCUCCACGGGCAGCACAGGCCGUGCCCCGUGUGCCGGGGCCCCAUCCAGCUCGUAAUCCGCACGUUCGUGUCGUAGUCCGCCAAAGAAACUAUUACAAAAGUUAUUUUAAACUAUUUUUUUCUAACAAAAAUGUUUUUUUAUCGGGUAAGGUCCCCACUGUGUUGUGUAGCUUAUUUUAUUCAGAAGCGACCUGGCAGCUCAACGAAGUUGCUUUUCAAUCGCGCGGCAAUUUCGAGUUGCAGCCAAAUACCUAAAAUGCGUCAUCAAUUCUAAAUGCGGGGGGAACAAAAUAAAAACCGGACGACCCGGCGAGAAAAAUCCACGCAAAAGACCAAGUGUCAAAGGUCAUCUUCCCCCGUAUUGCCUGCCGGGGCAGUUGUUUUUACAAAACACUGCACCAGGUACUCGUUUAAGUCGACCUGUACGUACGUAAGUAGCCAACCGUCACUAAUCGGAGAGGUGCAGGGGGAACGAAGAACAAUGUACAGUUUAUCUCGUAGGCUUUCACGACCAAUAUUAUCCAUAAUCGAGGUGUUAGAUGGCUAACCCCCCCCCACCCCCCCAAAAAAAAACCUCUGUUACGGAUCAACAAUGUACAUUGAACUUCUUGCGGACCAGACGUAGCCAAACCAUUGCUCAUCGGAGGUGCGGGGGGAAGGACAGGACCUGGGGGGGGGAGGCCCGUGACCGGUUCGGACAUUCUUUGCCGAUGUUCUCCGUAACACGGUCAACAAAUUUUUGGCGCCGCAGGGUUGGAACGUGUCUGCUCUUUCAGGAAUGUUUAGGGAAUGUUUGUUUGGCGGGGGGCGGGGGGGGGGUCGGGAGGGGUUAUGCCACGUCUUGUGUUUUUGUUUCGUGGUUCAUUGUGAAUUUUUUUUAUUAUAAUUUUUUCGUUUCAACGGUUGUUGUUGUCACGCCACGCGUUUCGUUCUCAAACCAAAAACCAUCCGCGCAGACGCCCGCAUCUUUAACGUCGUUUUGCGUCUGGAGCACCGAAGCGGGCCGUCGCUGCAAGGAUGCAAGAGAACUUGGAAAGACAAUCGGCAAUCUGCAGCACACGGCCUGGCGAGCGUCAGAUGCAUGCAUGCACAGGCACGCACAGGGUACCGCACGGAGCAGAAGACCCGGACGGCAGAGUCCCCCCUCCCCACGCGCAACCGUUGGGAAACACGUGGCCGGAUUCAAAGCUUGCCUUGAUGUUCUGAGGAUUGAAUGGAGUCCCUCGGGAUUUGUUGAAGUCUUUUUUAUGACCUUGGAUCACUUUCCCCCCCGAAAACAAAAGUAAGAUUCCAAGAACACAGGAUGAGAUGUUACUAUCCUUUGUGCAAGCACUUCCAAGAGUUCAUGAAUAGUGAGCCUGGUGACAUUUGGGGAGCGCAUCGUCAGUAGUGAACCUUUGGUUCCCAGGGUGUUUCGGCCUUUCUCACUAUACACCCUCCCCAAAGGCGGCCAGCGACAGGGUGAUCAAUCCUACGCUUGCAUCCCAUUCCCAAUUAGUCAUAGGAGUUGCCUUGUUGUUGAUUUGACGGAGCGGUUUCAAAAAGUAAAUGAAUAUAUUGUGCUUGAGUUCAUGUUUGGGGACAGGUUUAGAUAUUUUUCACGUUAAAUUUGUCGGGAUAUCCUGUAUUGUGUUCGGUUAUUAUACUUCAACCACAAUGUUUUU